CGCUUCCAUCGCACUCCCCUGAACCCUACUUCUUUAUUUUCUCCUCUCUCCUAUAUCCUAGCUUCCCAACUCUCUUUUUCUCUCCCUAGCCGCCGCCCCCACCACACCCACCGCCACAACCGCCGCAAUGUCAAGUUCAAUCUUCGAAGAUGGCUUCUCCUCCGAUCGGCUCUUCAACCAGGGCUACUCCUACACCUACGAUGACGUCAUCUUCCUUCCUCACUACAUCGACUUCCCCACCGACUCCGUCCAUUUGGCCACCAGCCUCAGCCGCCGCGUCCCUCUCUCGAUCCCCUGCGUUUCGUCCCCCAUGGACACCGUCACCGAGGCCCACAUGGCCAUUUCCAUGGCCGCCCUCGGUGGCAUCGGCAUCAUCCACUCCAACACGACGCCGUCUGAGCAAGCCCACAUGGUUAAAGCCGUCAAAUCCCGCCGCGUCCCGGUUCUCUCCAAUCCCGUUUUCAAAUCCCCAAGCGAUCGAAUCCAAUCUGAUGACGUCUUCGACUCUUCCAACCCCUACGUCCUGGUCACUGAGAAUGGGGGUCCCAGUUCGAAGCUUUUGGGGUACGUGGCGGGUAGAGAUUGGGCGACAUUAGGAGACAAGGAGGUGAAGAUUUACGAUUACAUGGUGAACUGUACGGACUUAACGGUGCCGUGGAGUUACGAUUUGGGGCGGAUUGGGGAGCACAUGGAGGAGAAAAGGCGAGAUGUGGUGGCUACUGUGAGGGACGAUGAGGUUGUGGAUGUGGUGGCGAAGGAGGAGGUGGAGAGGAUUAAAGGGUACCCGAAAUUGGGGGUGGGGACGGUGGGGCCCAACGGGGCGUGGCGGGUCGGGGCGGCAAUCGGGACAAGGGAGACAGAUAAGGAGAGAUUGGAGGGGUUGGUGAAGGCAGGGGUUGAUGUGGUGGUGUUGGACAGCUCUCAGGGGAACUCCAUUUAUCAGAUUGAGAUGAUUAAGUAUGUGAAGAAAACUUACUCGAAUUUGGAUGUGGUUGGUGGGAAUGUGGUGACGGUGAGUCAGGCGCAGAAUUUGAUUCAGGCUGGUGUUGAUGGGUUGAGGGUUGGAAUGGGAUCUGGCUCCAUUUGUACCACACAAGAGGUCUGCGCCGUCGGGCGGGGGCAGGCAACUGCUGUUUACAAGGUUGCAUCUAUUGCUUCACAAAGUGGUGUGCCUGUCAUUGCUGAUGGUGGAAUUUCCAAUUCUGGACACGUUGUCAAGGCUUUGGUCCUUGGGGCUUCAACUGUCAUGAUGGGAAGCUUCUUAGCUGGAAGCACUGAGGCUCCUGGGGCUUAUGAGUAUCAGAAUGGUCAUCGCAUAAAAAAAUAUCGAGGCAUGGGAUCUCUUGAAGCAAUGACAAAAGGCAGCGACCAAAGGUACUUGGGUGAUACAGCUAAGCUGAAAAUUGCACAGGGGGUGGUUGGGGCAGUUGCAGACAAAGGUUCUGUUUUGAAGUUCAUACCUUACACAAUGCAAGCUGUGAAACAAGGUUUCCAAGAUCUUGGUGCUUCUUCUCUGCAAUCUGGUCACGACCUCCUAAGAACAAGCGUUUUAAGGCUAGAGGUAAGAACAGGAGCAGCACAAGUAGAAGGUGGAGUUCAUGGGCUGGUUUCUUAUGAGAAGAAGUCAUUUUGAUGGAUAUAUCUCUUCAUCCUUGGUUGCUGUUGGUGCUGCCUCUUGCAAUCCCUCCAUGUUUCAUUCUGCAACCAAAUAUCACUAAUUUUGCAUGAGUGACAAGGAUCGAUUGUCAGUUGAGCGGCAAAAGUUUUGGUCUUAAACAGUUCUCUGGCUUUUUGUUGGUUACCAUGAGAGCUUCCAUAUCUACUGCAUCUUGUUUGACCCUGCACUCUAAGUGGGACAUAUAUAUAACUAGUUUGAUGAUUUAAGUUAUGUCUGUUACUAGUUUAUGCUUUAGCGGAAUGAAACAAGUGCUUUUUAGAAAUUAUUAUGAAAUAAUUUUGUUCCAAUUGUUCAU
Messenger RNA from Prunus mume (Japanese apricot), 1973 nucleotides. RefSeq names its product inosine-5'-monophosphate dehydrogenase 2-like. Gene Ontology annotation, cellular component: cytoplasm. Lineage: Eukaryota; Viridiplantae; Streptophyta; Magnoliopsida; Rosales; Rosaceae. Gene Ontology annotation, molecular function: IMP dehydrogenase activity. Gene Ontology annotation, biological process: GTP biosynthetic process. The record is from RefSeq and is a predicted model, not a curated record.